Molecule: messenger RNA, 576 nt
Organism: Lycium barbarum (goji berry)
Lineage: Eukaryota; Viridiplantae; Streptophyta; Magnoliopsida; Solanales; Solanaceae
Exons: 1
Coding region: 1-576 (191 amino acids)
Molecular function (GO): RNA-DNA hybrid ribonuclease activity; nucleic acid binding
Source: RefSeq, a predicted model, not a curated record
AUGGCAUUGGACAUGGAUAUCAAUGAACUAUUAGUCAUAGGAGACUACGACCUCCUAAUCCAUCAAGUACAGGGUGAGUGGGCCACUAAGAAUGAUAAGAUCUUGCCAUACAUAAACUUGGCGCAGAGGUUUUGUAAAAGGUUCAAAAAGAUCGAAUUCAGGCAUACCCCAAGGGCUCAGAAUGAGUUUGCCGAUGUUUUGGCCACCAUAUCAUCAAUGGUUCAGCAUCCCGAAAGCAGUCACAUUGACCUGCUAGAAAUAAGCCUGAAAGAGAAGCACGCCUACUAUUCCUACAUGGAAGGGGAACCAGACGGCAAACCAUGGUACAAUGACAUAAAGAUGUAUUUGGAGAAGCGGGAGUAUCCUGAAGGUAUCACAAGUAGCCAAAAGAAAACCAUUCGAAGAAUGGCUAAUGGUUUCUUUCUGAACAAAGAAAUACUGUACAAACGGACGCCAGAUUUUGGUUUGCUCCGAUGUGUGGAUGUCGUUAAAGCCACAAAACUCCUGGAAGAAGUACAUGCUGGGACCUGUGGGCCCCAUAUGAAUGGAUUCUUACUAACCAAGAAAAUCCUCUGA